AUGCCAGGUGGGCUCUUCUUCGACUCUAUCGAAACCUUACUCGCGCGGACCCAAAAACGCGUCAGAGCAGCAAGAGAAAGCCACAAAGGCGCAGCUAAGAAGACACGCAUCUCCAGUGGUCAAGCUGGCUCUGCUUUAGCGCGUGUCGAUGGUAGCGGAAAUUUUGUGAUUGAUUCGGUUCAUGAGCAAAUCCGCUUAGCAAGGGUACGAAGACGCUGGGGAAGAGCACUCAGGAUGACGAUAUUGACAAACCGGGCAAUAAAAAGGCUGCGUGAGGUCGUGAAGGUCACGGAAGUACAGCGCAGGGGACGACCCGGAACACCAGCUGCUGUCUUUUGCCUAGCUUAUGGAAAAAAAAGUGCGGAUUUCAGAUUGAGGCAAUUGUGCUCAGUGUUUAUGGCAGUGCGAGACAGGAUGCGAGACGAGUUGUUCAAACAUCAGCCUGGUGAGCAUGAUGUUGGGGAGGACCAACAAGAAGGACAACAUCAAGCAAAGUAUGACGAGCAGUACCGUCGGGAGCUGGCUUCUGUUCUACGAGUAAGACUAGAUUUGAUUGAAGAAUUUUUGGCACCGAGAAAAGCACUGGAAUUUCUUUCUUCAACUUCAAAGCAGGUGGACAACAUGUUUGUUGGUCUCAAGCCAGACGUCGUCUUCCUCCCAUGA
Messenger RNA from Amoebophrya sp. A25, 663 nucleotides. The record is from the annotation of a GenBank genome assembly. NCBI's taxonomy places the organism in Eukaryota, Dinophyceae, Syndiniales, Amoebophryaceae.